This is a messenger RNA of Cyphellophora attinorum, 1467 nucleotides long. RefSeq names its product DNA-damage-repair/toleration protein chloroplastic. The transcript is spliced from 4 exons. The record is from RefSeq and is a predicted model, not a curated record. Gene Ontology annotation, cellular component: precatalytic spliceosome. The coding region runs from base 1 to 1467 and encodes 488 amino acids. Gene Ontology annotation, molecular function: RNA binding. Gene Ontology annotation, biological process: mRNA cis splicing, via spliceosome. NCBI's taxonomy places the organism in Eukaryota, Fungi, Ascomycota, Eurotiomycetes, Chaetothyriales, Cyphellophoraceae.
AUGGCGAAUGAUGCCAGUGCUCCCGCAAAGAGUGGCUUGUCCUUAUAUGCCAAUCUGCUUGGCUCUAAGAGCUCGACACCCGGCUCAUCCAUCACAAGCGCACCGGUGAGCUACAAGCAACAGCCAGAGAGUGCUGAAGACAAUGAAGCUGCAAAGAAGCAGCAAUCCCUUGCUGCCGCAUUACGAUUCCAGCCUGUGAAGAGACCCCAGCAACCAUCGUCUGCAGCGGCGGCUGCUGCAAAAGCGAAGGCCAAGGCUAUCGCCAAUAAGUUGUCCUCAGCACCCCAGAUCUCUCUAGCAGAUAGCAAGCCGGCUGAACAAGCACCGGAACCGACAGAUGUGCAGGCGCCAAGAACCACAAUCGACGACUGGGCCAAUACCGCAGAAGAUGACGAUUGGUUUCAAGGCGAGAAGCGGCAACGCGGCGGCCGAAAGAAGAGGAAGAAAAACAAAGAAGCCGUGGUUGUCGAGCGCAAUUGGGAUGACAUCUACGAUCCAAGUCGACCGAAUCACUAUGAAGAAUACAAGGGCAGCGAGGAGAAAGUUUUGGAGGUAAGAGAGUGGAAAGACCUACUAUACCGUCACCGAAUGCGGCGGCGGCAGUCAAGCGAGGACUACAGUGACCGCGAGGAGCGGCCUGUAAAUCGUCAAUUCGCUCCGCCCAAAGCGUUCGCACCGCCCUCGAAUAUCAACGACGACACUGCACACCAACACCGAGACAGUCCGCCACCACCACCACCUGCCGACCUACCUGAUGAUCCAACGGGAGACCUCGAGUCAGCUCGAAUAGGAGAAAUUGCUCGCGCUCCGGUACGAUACACCCUGCCCGAAGCAUCUGCGGACCUUCCGAAGGCUGGACCAGAACCAGAGACACAGCCAGAUGCGGAAAUUACGGAGACUGAACAAGGUCGCACAAAUCGUCCCGGCCAAGCAGGUUUCGCUGAGCGCCUGAUGUCCAAGUAUGGCUGGAGUAAAGGUCAGGGUCUAGGAGCAAACGGUCAGGGCAUCAUCAACCCACUGUAUGCCAAGGCAGAUAAGCGUAAGAAGAAGUCUGACGCGGAAGGUGGUGGUUUCAGAACUCCUGCCGGGACUGGCAAGAUUCUUGGUGGCCAACGCGCCAAAGGCGCCGAAGGGGAAGAACACGGCGUAUUUGGCGCCAUGUCUGAGGUCAUCAGACUCGAGCAUAUGCUCGAUGGAAUGGACAUUGACCAGGAGCUUGGCAGAGAAGAAGGCGGUAUCAUGCAAGAAAUUGGUGAGGAGUGCGGAGAGAAGUAUGGUACUGUCGAGCGGGUCUAUAUUCAUCGACGUUCAGCAGAGGAGGGAGGCGCGAUGGUGUUUGUGCGCUUUGUCAGCCAGCUGAGUGCGUUGAGAGCUGUCAAUGCUCUUGAGGGACGAGUCUUUGGAGGCAAUGCCAUCAGUGCUCGCUUCUGGGACCGAGAGCGCUUCGAGAAGGACGAGUUCGAAUAG